Pestalotiopsis fici W106-1 is the source of this 2280-nucleotide messenger RNA. RefSeq lists its product as uncharacterized. The transcript has 4 exons. Lineage: Eukaryota; Fungi; Ascomycota; Sordariomycetes; Amphisphaeriales; Sporocadaceae. The record is from RefSeq and is a predicted model, not a curated record. Bases 1 to 2280 code for a protein of 759 amino acids.
AUGGGAACCGCCGGAACCUCAUCCAACGGGACGAGCCUUGUCGUGCCCGAGAUCAGGGACGAUGAGAGCUUUGGAGAGCUCGCCCGGAAGCUGUCACUCUGCAUCAUUGAUGCCGUCCAAUCACCCCUGAGCUGGGACGACUUGCGCAGUAGCAAGCACAUCAAGACUAUUCAGCCGUUUAUUGACCAUCUCUCAACCUCGGUACAUCACCCGGCGUUGGUCGCUGCUCUGCUUGCACUCAAGGGCCAUUUCGUGGCCAUUGAAUCAGAUGAUGAUUGUGGUAUCAAUUCUUCGCGUGGCCUCGCCUGCGAACUUAUUGCAUGGCAGUUUGUUCUGACAUUGUCCGAGCGAGACACUUUGGACUACUUGCUAUUCGAACUUCGCAGCGAUGGUUCCUUUGCACCUCACGAUGAAGACGAAGAGGCUGCCUACGCCGCAGCACAUCACAUUGAGAAUGGCUCUGUCCGUUCGACCACAAGGGGCCUCCCAGCUCUGCCACACGAGCGUACCGCUCUGCUUCCGGGGCGAACUACUGGCAACAGCAGCGCCGCCCAGUCUCGUGCCUCGAGCGCAACCUAUACGAGCCAACGCCAAGAGUGCAGCGAUAAUGAGCCUUCAGCAUUUUCGAGACCUUUCGUGGACCUCAACACCCUGGAGAUUGCCGCAGUGUCGAAUGCCAAAAAGUUCUUGUCACAGCGUAUAGUCCAGGACCUGAUUGAUGCCAUCUGGCGCGGUGAUGUUGUAUUCUGGGACGCCUUGACAGCUCGAUCGAUCAAGAAGCCACGCAUCUAUCGGCGCAGCGAGGCCCAGGGCAGAACCCUCAUACGCCAUCUCAUAAAGGGACCAGAGGGUACCGAUCCCUGGACGCGUCUCCGCGUGCCGAGGUACAUGAAGGCAUUUGAAAUGAUGUUCUUUCUCAUGCUUCUCGGUCUCUUUCUUAUUGUCAGCUUGGAGCGAGUUCAGGGUUACGUCACCCCCUGGGAGAUUGUGUUCUAUGCCUUCAUGGCAGGCUUUACUCUUCAAGAAUGGAACCAAUUCGUCGAAAAUGGUGCCCAUUUCUUCAGCACGGAUAUCUGGAACUUGUGGGAUAUAGGCAUCAUUUGCAUUGGAAUGACAUUUUUCGUGCUACGCAUGAUUGGCACAGUGAUUGGCCAUUCCCCUGUCAGGGAUGAUAUCGCAUUCGCGGUAUUGGCCCUGCUCAGCUUGUUCUUGACUCCUCGCUUAUUCAGUUUAAUGAGCUUGAACAAGUACUAUGGCACCCUCGUCCCCUGCCUCAAGGAGAUGGGCAAGCAAUUUGUUCGCUUCCUGGGUUUUGUACUCAUCAUUCACUUUGGCUUUGUCACCACCUUUUUCCUACUUGCAAGAGGUCACUUUCCCAUCGACAAACUCUUCAUUACCACUCUCAAGGUCUUCUUUGGUGCUGGUGUUGCCGGAUUCGAUGUUGCUCCUCAGAUUUCCCCAUACCUGGGUCUACCGGUCAUGGUCCUUUUUGUCUGUUUGACCAACCAGUUGUUGAUCACGAGUAUGAUGGCCCACAUCAGCAACAGUCUCCGCCAGGUACUUGACUCUAGCCGUGAAGAAUAUCUAUACGUGUACUCCGUUUAUGUUCUCGAGGCCUCCAACUCGGACAAGCUCACCUACUUUUUCAUGCCUCUGAACCUUGCACCAGUUCUCACCCAGCCUUUCCUAUUUUUCUUGCGCGACGAGACUGCCGAGCAAAUUCGCAUCGUGCUUCUCAAACUCACCCAUGCUCCAAUCAUGGUUGCCAUCUGCGUGCUUGAGCGUUGGGAGGAAUGGCAGCACGGCCGUCGCGCACACCAGUUUGAUAGCCUGCGCUUCUGGACCGUGAAUGGUGUUGAAGAGCGCCCAGUCCAGGCCCUCAACAAGCACACCAGUGGCGGAAGCCGAGUUCCCAAGUUUGGCCGCCAGCCUCCCAAGGGCGACGGCUGGCAAGUCCCAAAAGACCUGGUGCUAAAGUCGAGAAGGCCGGCAAGAGAUGCCAAGAUACUUGCCAAUGGAAUUUCUCAGCCUCCGCCAGCAUCAGCACCAUCUAGCGGCAAUGGCAAAGUAAUUGAAGCUCCUAAACCGCAGCCCCCAGUACUUCCUCAUGCGCAGCCGGAGCAGCAGACGCAGCUGUGGAACCAAGUCAACGCGAAUGAGAUGGAAAUGUUGCGCAUGCUCAAGGAGCUGACUACUCAAGUCCAAGAGUUGAAGGCAGAGCUGGCUGCUCAGAAACAAGACGUCGCCCCUAAGAAGGAGGGAUCAAAGAAGAGAAAAUGA